AUGAAGACGCAGAAGCGGCAGCAGCAGCAGCAACACGCGGGAAUCGGGCUGAUCACCCCACGAGUCAAAAGAGCAAACGAAGAAAAGCUUUUGUCCAACAAUAAUGCGCUGCUUUGUGUUCAGUCCACCAGUGAGCAGCACUGUAGAGAAACUUGGCAACAGCUUGGAAACAGCUGUGUGCUGCAGAGAAGACUGCGUAACAUUGAUCUUUGUGUCAGUGCUAGUCCGUGCUCGAUAGGAAGGACCUGCUUUGCCUGAACGCUUGAGGUAGAGCAGUGUUAUUCCGUCGGCCGGUGUAGACGGACAGUAUUGUUAAAAGGAGUAAAGAUAAUUUGUGUUUGCCGAAUUCGCCUGGUGUAAAUCUGUUUUUACAUUGUGCCUGUCGGCAUGUGCUCUGAAUGAAAGGACAGUUUUUGACAGACAUGUUUUGCGGAUAAAUUGACAGUCGGGAAAAUACCGCUUGACGUGUAGAACUCUCUAAGCUUACGUAUUUGAAAAUGUUUAUACACGAGUAAUCGUGUUUGGUAAAUUUACGUUGAAAGUUUCUUAGCAAAUCUUCGUGAUGUACAGUAUGAAUGCAAUAGGAAAGUUCAUUAGCAACUUUCGGGAUUUUUAUAAUGAAAUAAAUGCUGCAACACUGACAGGUGCUAUUGAUGUGAUUGUGGUUGAGCAGCCGGAUGGAUCUUACACAUGCUCACCGUUUCACGUUCGCUUCGGCAAAUUGGGCGUUUUGCGAAGCCGCGAGAAAGUGGUUGAUAUUGAAAUCAAUGGUGAGCAGUUGGAUAUACAUAUGAAAUUGGGGGAUUCAGGGGAGGCAUUUUUUGUUGAAGAAGUUGAUGCUGACGAGUUGGGUGAAGAUGGCUUUAUACCACCUCACCUUGCUUGCUCACCAAUUCCCCAAGAUGACCCUGGAUCGUUUGCCAUAGAGUGUGCAAAAUUGGAAGAGGUUCUAGUCACAGAUAAUCUGAGAACUGAAGCUCGUUCCAUUGAGCCUGAUUAUGGUUCCCUCUCAGAAGUACGGGUAGCUAGUCUAGAUGACAGCCUUAGGGAAACUGAUGAACAAGUUGUUCCCAAUCAAGAUAAUUUAGCUGUUAACAAUCAGUCAAAAGAGACAGCAGUGGGAUCAGGAGACUCUCCUGCACAUCAGUCGCUACCAAAGACAUUUUGUGCGGAGACAGUAGAUGAUGAUGCUAAAUUGAAUGAUAAGGUUCGUAAAAUCAGUAUUGUGAAUGGAGAAUUUCGUCCUAUAUCAUUAGAUACUGAUGCAACAAACUCUGAAGUUGCUCAACAAACCGAUGACAAUGGCACAGUUGAGGCAAAUGAUGAAGAAGAGUUGUUAAGGAAAGACUCAUUCAAAGACAAUACUUCGGUGGAAGGGUUGCUGAAAAGAACUUCUAGCAGUGCUAAGAGGAAGAAGCGCAGGAAGUCUUUGAUGAAAAGGAAAGCUGGUGCCAAGAAAGGAAAUGGGGGUUCAUCCAGUCAGACUGAACAAUCUGAAUUUUCAGAAGGUAGUAAAGAUGCACAGAAAGAUGUUACUUCAUCUGAAAACGCUGAAGAAUCAGAUGCAGUAUUAAUACCCAAUGACAAAGAGCAAAGAAGUUCUGAACUGCUUCAGAGUUCUGUUGUCACAGUUACGACUAUGGAAGUUAGCACAGUUGUGAAUAAACAUAUUACCAGCAGUGCUGAAAAUCUUGUGGAAUUGUCAAGAAUACAGCAUGCAUCUACAGAGACAGACUUUCAUUUCUUUAGUGACACUGAAGUUACACCAGGAUGCACUCGAAUCAGUGACAGUCGCAGGUACCCCACUGCUCUUUGUGACACAGCGUUUGAAGUGAUAACUGCAUCUCGUUUCCCCCCUGCCUCAAGACCCUGCUCACCAGUGCAGUCAGACACAGAAUUUGAAAUGAACCGUCAGUCAAAGGCUGUUGGAACUGAAGAUGAAGAUGACACAAAAGUAAUUCAUGGACAGAUGCAACAGUCCUGGCGAUGGGGUGAACUUCCUUCUCCUCCCCCUCGCUCUAUUAUUUCCACUCAGACCAAUAGGUCAACAUCUAUGAAAGAGACUGCUGAACAAGAACCAAUCUCUUCAAGCGAUGAAGAAAUGAACAAGAAAAAAACUGAAGCUGCGGUGGCGGCAGCGGCAGCGGCUGAGGCUGCAGCUCAACGCUCUAUGCUCAGUGGGAUGUUCAGCUUUAUGAAAAAGACUAAGAGAAUUCGCCAUAACCCCGAAUCUGAAGGAAUCUAUCUUUCCGACUUGAAUGCUGAGGAACUGGAUCCAGAAGUAGCUGCUCUGUAUUUUCCUACAUCUUAUCGUCAAGGACACAGUUCUGUUAUGCAGCAUGGGACAGAAACAUCUGGUAGAUCAAGAGAUGAAGAUGAUGCUGAAUCAGGAAAUGGAACUUCGCUUCCACAAUCUCCUCACAGUGUCGAAGGAGCUAUUGGAGGGCCAAAGUCUGUUGAUAGUGACUUUGAGGAACCAAAGCAUACAAUUUUUGAAAUGAAGUCAUAUGGAGAAAUAUCAUUAUCUUUAUGUGGUGGUUUGGGAGAAUCAUGCGGACCAAGUGAGGACCACUUUCUUCAAAGUCUAGUCACCUACAAUGAUUUCAUUCAAGAUCCAAAAAUUAUAGAAAAUCCCAACUUGGUUGUACGACUUAAUGGGAAAUAUUACAAUUGGCGUACAGCAUGCCCGUUAGUGAUGUCUCUGGUGGUGUUUCAGAAACCACUACCUCAGCAAGUAGUUGACACCCUCUACAAUGAAUAUAUGCCAUUGAAAAAGGGCCAAAAGAAGGAUGUAAAACAAUCUUCUUAUUCAUCUUGGUUCUAUUGGCGUAGAACUAGUGAACCAAAAAAAGUUGCAGGGCAAGAUGAUCUAUCAUCUCCAGAGUCUGAGAAAAUUUUGGAAAUUAAGGAAACUCCAGAAACAACCCCAGAAGAAAAAACGCCUACGCCUAUUUUAGAAACUAAACCUCCUUUGAGGUCACUAGGAAGCAUUGAAGUUGAAAUUGAACGUGCAAAAGAAUUUGAUAAACAGUCAGAUGAACUGAAAACUGAUGAAAUAAUUGAAACUGAAAUUGGCACACAAACUAGUUUCCCAAGAACAUCAUUAGGUGAUGAACAAAAAGAUUCCAAAGAAGAGGGGUAUAGUGGUUCCAAUUCUUCAGAAGAUUCUGACACUGGUCAUCCUAAGACACAGGGCAUAAAAUUGCCCAUGGAGAGACGAAGUUAUUAUGAACAUACAGACAAGUACAGAAAGACUCUGAGGCUGUCUUCUGAUCAAAUUUCUCGCUUGAAACUCCAUGAAGGUGGAAAUGAAGUGGUGUUCAGUGUGACAACAGCCUAUCAAGGGACAACACGCUGCAAAUGUCAUAUAUAUAAAUGGCGUUUUGAUGAUAAAAUUGUUAUUUCAGAUAUAGAUGGCACAAUCACCAAGUCUGAUGUCCUUGGUCAUAUUUUGCCAAUUGUGGGUAAGGACUGGGCUCAGAGUGGUGUUGCUCAGUUAUUUACAAAAAUUAAAAAUAAUGGUUAUAAACUGUUGUAUUUAUCAGCAAGAGCUAUUGGUCAAGCUCGUGUAACACGAGAAUAUUUAAAGUCUAUCAAACAAGGUGAUUUGUCUCUUCCUGAUGGACCCCUUCUUCUCAAUCCAACUAGUCUUCUUAGUGCUUUCCAUAGGGAAGUGAUUGAAAAGAAGCCAGAAGAAUUUAAGAUAUCUUGUUUAAGAGACAUCCAAGCUCUUUUUCCCGAGGAUAGUAAACCAUUCUAUGCAGGAUAUGGCAAUCGAAUUAAUGAUGUUUGGGCUUAUAGAGCUGUAGGCAUUCCCAUAUUCCGAAUUUUUACCAUUAAUCAUCGUGGAGAAUUGAAACAUGAGCUGACGCAGACAUUCCAGUCCUCUUAUUCUGGGCAAAGUUGUAUCGUGAAUGAUUUGUUCCCACCAAUCUUGAUGUAUUAAGAACAUUGAGACAAAUCAUUCUUCUACCAUCUCAACUGGCUCAUAGUGGAUUAGUUCACCUAUUUAACUAAACUGCAGAAUUCUGCUUGUAUGGUUAGGGCAACAAAAUAUCCUGUUAGCUGCCACUUGGUAUUCCAACAUGAGCUACAUAGUGGAUCAGAUGUUUCCGCCUCCUCCUGAAGAUGCAUCAGAAGAUUUCACUAAUUUCAUUUAUUGGAGAGACCCUAUUCCAGAAAUAGAUGUUGAUGUCACUCUUGAAGCAGAUAUCCAAAGUGCAACAGCUGGGGCACAGGUUUCGACAUCAGUUGUAACUUCUGCAUAACUGUGGUAUGAAACCUGCCAAAUAUUGCCUUUCAAGAAAAUUGCACUAGCUUAUGUAGGUAUCACUUUUGUGUAAUUCCAAAUAUUCUAUUAGAUUAUUGAGUUAGUAAUGACAGCUGAGAAUGCUUUUUUUUGGAUGUAUUUAAUUGUUAGAAGCUUUUGUGGUCUGUAUUGAAUGAUACAAUGCUGUGUGUCAGAAAGUAUUUAAGAGAUCAGGAAUUUUGGUGUGCUGAUAGUCAUAUUUAAGACUUUGUGUACAUAUGUCUCUUUUUAUAAUUUAUUUUUUACUGUGUUCCUAUGUAUUUGUUUAAAAAUAUUGCUCUUAUAAUAUAAUUUAUAGUACAAAUUAUCAUUUACAAUUUUUAUAAGUGUUGAUGUUAGAGGAAAAGUGUGUUAGUUACUCAUUAUUCUCAUUAUUCUGGGUAUUUUUUUAUUACUGCUGUGUAACAAACUCCUGUGUAGUUUGGUGGUGCUGUUUAUUGUCGGAGAUGAUAAUUUGUCUUUGUUAAGCAAUGACUGAAAGUAGGAAAUAGUAAUGUGAAAAGGAAGUUAAACUUUCGACAAUUCAUACUUCUCUAUUUUCUGGUUAUUGACUGGUUCCGAGGUAGCUCUUUUUAUUAGAAUAAAAACUUGUAAUGAAAUAUAUUUCCUUAUAAGUAAUUUAAAUAGUUAUUUGCAAUAUGUUUGUGUAAUUUAUAUGUAGAAACAUAUAGCAAAAUAACUGACUACUUUUGCUUUGUUGAACUCUUUAUUUUUUUUCUUCUUCUUUUUCUCUCAAUUGAAAAGCUCAAAAUAGGUUAGAUUAGAACAGUGAAACUAUGCAUGCCAGUGACUAGAUAUCAGCUCUGAUGUCUAAGAUUGAUUUGCUAAAUACCUCUUUGGAAUAUAUUUUGUAUGUGUGUGAAUGACAGAGGGAUCUCUACUUGACUAUUUUGUAUUAUUCACAAUUUUUGUAAGUUACAAUGUACAAUGCAACAAUGAACAAUUAUCAUUUAUAGAUUUAUUUAUGUUUUUGUAUAUAAGUGAUUUAGUUUGUGGAAUGUUUAAAUUACAUAAGAAUUAAUCUUGCUAAUUGUUUUCUCAUUAAAUAUUGAAUAAAUAUUAUUCACAAUUUAUAAAUUAAUUUUUAAAAGUACAUCUAAUUUGUACAGGAAAUAAAUUUAUUGGAGUAAACUCGUGUUAGGUUAAAAUAGAGUUUAUGUACCAUAAUUAACAUAAUCUCAGACAGGCAAAUGAAAUUGGGUAUGUGUAUUUUUGUGCUGGAGAAUUCAUAGUUUGGUUUAAAAUGUUUAACCUCUGCCAGUUCUGUAGUAUUGAUGUGCAUCAUAAGUUAGUUUUGAAGCACUUCAUUUUUAGUACUGCCAGAUAGCCACAGAACUGACUUUUUGAUCUCAUGUGAUUUACUGAGUGUUAGAUCAGGAGAGUUAUCUAUUAAGAAAGCUAUUUGUAGAUUGUAGUAAAUUUCAAGCUCUCUAGAACUUCAAAAGUCGUUGAUUUUAACUGUUCCACAUCAGGAAUGAGAGCCAAUAGAUUCUUUCAGUAUUUCACCAAAUAUUGUAAAAUGUUUAUUUCUACUUACAAAUUACAACCACACUCUAAACUGUAUUAAAUUAUAUUUUAUUUAUCUGUUGAUAUUUUUAUGCAGAAGCUUAUGCUUCAGAAUUUCCUGUGAUAUUUUGCUGUAAUCCUUUUUUGUUCUAAUAAAGUACCGAAGCAGCUUCUAAACUAAU
Molecule: messenger RNA, 5997 nt
Organism: Gryllus bimaculatus (two-spotted cricket)
Lineage: Eukaryota; Metazoa; Arthropoda; Insecta; Orthoptera; Gryllidae
Source: the annotation of a GenBank genome assembly